Tetrahymena thermophila SB210 is the source of this 3525-nucleotide messenger RNA. RefSeq names its product Serine/Threonine kinase domain protein. NCBI's taxonomy places the organism in Eukaryota, Ciliophora, Oligohymenophorea, Hymenostomatida, Tetrahymenidae. Gene Ontology annotation, cellular component: cAMP-dependent protein kinase complex. The record is from RefSeq and is a predicted model, not a curated record. The transcript is spliced from 9 exons. Gene Ontology annotation, molecular function: ATP binding; cAMP-dependent protein kinase activity. Gene Ontology annotation, biological process: signal transduction; peptidyl-serine phosphorylation.
AUGAAGAGUUAUAAGGAUUUAUACAAAUAAUAAGAAACAAAGAUGAGAAUAGGAGGUUAGGGAAGCUAUUACAACAACCCAUCAGAUUAAAAUUAGCCUUUGCAAUAGCUUCAAUAGCAGAAUGUGUAAUCAUAAGCUUCUCACGGACCUUAAAAUAUGGUCUCUAUGACUAGUAAGCAGUAGUAAGGAUCUUAAUAAAUAAUGUCAAGUGCAAAACCUGUAACAAAGACUCCAUUGUCAACUUUGAUCUACUAAACAGCUCAUAGCGGUAGUAAUAACUUUAAUUAGUAAAAAUUGCAAUAGAAUUAAAUUUAAAAUAGCUACAAUAUUUAGCAAUAGUAAUAGCAACAUAAUGCUAAUGUAAUCAACUAAUAUCCUUAGUAAAUAUACAGCCAUUCUUAAAAUGUUAGUGCUAAUCACUCUCGUGAUAAUUCAAUCAAUAAGCCACGCAUGCCAGAAAGAAAGAUGAGUAUAAAUGCUCAACCUGGAUAAUAAAUUUAGCAAAUAUAGCAAUAAUAGGCUGGAUCUGGAAGCUUCUACCACCAUAAUCAUUCCCACUCGCAUUAGAUUGGCACAACAAAUAUUAGCAAUCAUAAGCCAUCACCCUCUUUUGUUUCUACUACUUCAAAUAGCUUUAACAACGGAAACGGGCCUUCCUCAUAAACAGCUUCAAACAAUCAAAUUCCCAGCACUGUUGCUUCUGUUGCAGCAGGUUCCUCUUCUUCAACUUCUUCAUCUUCAAUAUAAAAUCCUUCUGGAAGUUAAUUUAGCUACAAACCCUCCCAUAAAAACUCUGCUGUUGACUCUACUAUAAUUUAAAAAUUAAUGAAAAAAUAAUAAGUUUAACAGUCUCAAUAAUUGUAAUAAUAAUCACAACAACAAUAGCAAUAACAAUACCCUUUUUCAUAACCUUAAAGCUUUAUUAAUUCACCUAAAAAAAGUCCAAAAAAUUCAGUUUCACCAAACACUCGCCACCCCUCUUUCUCAUAGCAAACAAGCUAGCAAUAGCAAUAGCUUAGUGGAGGGUAUGGUUAGCAGUCCAACAUGAAUUCUUAAUUAAAUAGCAAGAAUACUUAUCAGUAAAUGUACCACUAACUUUCUAACAACUAUUCUUAAUAGAUUUCACAAAAGAGUUCACAGUAGUAGUCCAUAUCUAAAAUCCCUUAGCAAUAGUAAUAACAAUAUCUUCAUAAUACUCCAUAAUAAAGCUCCUCUGUUUUAAAUGUUUCUUAAAAUAACAUUAGCUCUAAUAAUAUUUUGAUAAGCCAAAAUAUAAAUAAUUAGGCAUAAAACAGCAAUCUUAAUGAUAACAGCGGAAGCUAAAAUGGUCAAUAAAGCACUGAAAAAAAACCUAUUUCAUUUUUGAAUUAUUUAUUAUUAAAAGAGAUAGCUUAGCGCAAUACAUAAGAUCAAGUAAGCAAUAACGUUUAAAAUUCAAAUAACAUAAGUGGUAUUGAUAUUAUGGCAAGCAAGAUGAACACACCAAACAAUGCUUCAAAAGUUCUCAUCAAUAAUUUUAAUGAAAUUCCAAAUUCUUAAUCUAUAAGUAAAUCCAAUAAUAAUUUGUAUGGUGGAAUCAAUGGAAGUAGCUACAGUGCUUUUAAUUAAGGUACUUCAUAAGUCAACAAUCAAUCUUAACAAAAGCAAUCUUAAUAGGAUUUAGAUCAUUCAUAUUUGUCUAAAUAUUCUUAACUUCUGCAAUCUCAAUAAUAGUCAAAAUAAGUUUCUCAACCUCCAUCUCCUUAUACUUAUAACCAUUCUCAUAAAAGCAGCAUUGCAUCGACAGCAAACACAAAUAAUAUGUAAGGAUUAACUAGCAUGAAUUCUUAUUCUGUUUCCCCAUAAUUACCUUAGUCUUACUCUCAAUAGAUUCCUAGUACUCCAACUAGCACUCACCGUAGCUAAUCUCAAUUCCAGUAACAGUAGAAUACAAAACAAGCACAGGACUACCAACAAUCUUCUAAAAGUUCCAAGAAUAACUCAAAUAACACUUCAGGUUUAUUUUCUAAUACUUUAGCAUGUUCUUCAAAUAACAUUCCUUAAACUGAGGAUUUAAGAAUUAUCCCUUCAUGUACAUCCAAAAACUGUUUUAAUUUCCACUACGUGAUUGGCAAAGGUGGCUUUGGUAAAGUUUGGAAAGUAGAACACAGAAAAACUCGCUAGCUUUUUGCAAUGAAAGAAAUGUCCAAGAGCUUAAUUAUUACCAAAAAGAGUGUCAACUCAGUAAUGAAUGAAAGAAACCUAUUGUCUUAGCUUAAGCAUCCUUUCUUAGUAAAUAUGUUUUAUGCUUUUUAAGACAGAGAAAACCUUCAUCUAGUUAUGGAUCUUAUGCCUGGUGGCGAUUUACGUUAUCACAUAGGCCGUUAGAGAAGAUUCUCAGAAGAAUAAACAAGAUUUUUCGUUGCCUGCAUUUUUAUGGGAUUGGAAUAUCUUCAUGAUAAUAAUAUUAUACACAGAGAUAUAAAACCUGAAAAUCUUGUUUUAGAUAGCAGUGGUUAUGUAAGAAUUACCGAUCUAGGUAUUGCAAGAACUUGGAAACCUGAUAAUGCCAAUGAUACUUCAGGAACUCCUGGUUACAUGGCACCUGAAGUCAUGUGUAGACAACCACAUACAUUUGCUGUUGAUUAUUUCGCUUUGGGAGUUUUAGCUUAUGAGUUUAUGCUUGGAAGAAGACCUUAUUUAGGAAGAUCUAGAAAGGAGAUUAGAGAUUAAAUUUUGGCUAAAAGAGUUUAAAUUAAAAAGCAUGAAAUUCCUGAUGGAUGGUCUCUUGAAGCUGCAGAUUUUAUCAAUAGGUUGAUUGAGAGAAAGCCUGCUAACAGAUUGGGUAUUAAUGGACCUGCUGAGGUAAAGAACCAUCCUUGGAUUAAGAAUUUCCCCUGGUAGAAGCUUAUUAAAAAAUAGAUAGAUGCUCCUUUCCUUCCUGCAAAUGAAGAUAACUUUGAUCAAAAACAACAAAUUUCAUUAGAAGAUGAAUAAAAUUAAGAGAUUAUUCAAUAAAAUGCCUUGCUUUUAAAACGCCCUUCUGUACAAAGUUUAUUUAAUGGCUAUAAUUUUGAUGGAGGUGCCCUUUAAUAAUAAAAGCAAGCUCAAUAAAUAUAACAACCAUAGCCAACUAAUCAAAUGAGCUAUUAGCCUCAAUAAUUUUCAUAAUAACAAUAUUAAUAAUCUUAGCCUAUUAGCGCAAAUGGAUCUAUUUAUUAAGUGAAUUCAUAGAUUCCACAACAUAUACCUUCUUCUAAUUCUAUAGCUAAUGGAUAUUAAAAUACUGGAUACUAAAAUCCUUUUAGCCAAAGAAAUAGCUUUUGUAAUGUCAGUAAUAUCAACUAAAACAUGAGUCACAUUUCAUAAUACAGUAACAUGAAGGAAAGUAAUUAUAAUGACAAUUCAAUGAUGAGUGUUGCAAAAAAUAACAAUAAUAGUGUUAUAAAUAGUAGCAGAGCAUAUAACUAAAAUAAUAGUAACUCUCGUGCUGUAGAGAAAGAAAAUUUUGUUCCUUCCAGAUAUUCCUAUGAUGAAGUAUACUGA